CAGAAGAGGAUUUGCCAAAACAUUUCCCUUCAUGCCCCUCAAGCGCAUAUUUGGGACAGAAUUUGAAGCUCUCAGUUGAGAACCGAUCUCUUGAAGAGCCUGUUAUCUUGACACCCUCUUGCCUCUCUUCGUUCUGCAGUCAGGCAAGAUGGAGAAAGCGUUCCUCUCCCUUCUUGUCCUCGUGAGGGUCUUGGGGUCUUUUGGCCAGCAAGGUUCGGGCCUCGCUGGGAAGCAGCUAGUUUUUCCACAGGCAUCGAACUCUGCCCACGUGGUUCUGAAGGCCGCCCCGAAGGGGCCCUUGACCAGCUUCACCCUCUGCCUGGCCCACUUCACGGACCUCAACCGCCCCCACACCUUCUUCUCUUACGCCACCCGGGGAAGUUUCAACGAGAUCAUCCUCCUCAAAGAAAGAAACGACAAGUACGGAUUUGCAGUAGGGAAUGAAGCCGUGACCUUCACGGAUCUGGAACAAAAAUCGCUUGGCAGGGAGAACUUGUGUGCGACUUGGGAUUCUGCCACCGGUUUAGCAGAGUUGUGGGUGAAUUCAAAGCGGAUGCCCCGCAAGGGCCUAAGGAGAGGGUACUCCAUAAGUGGGGUGCCGUCCAUCGUGCUCGGUCAAGAGCAAGACACUAUGGGGGGCGGCUUUGACAUAAACGAUUGCUUUGUGGGGGAGCUGCAGGAUGUGAGAAUGUGGGACCGGGUUCUCUCCAGUGAAGAGCUGCAGCUUGCUUGCAGAAACCUAGACGUUCCUGGCGACCACGUGUUCGACUGGAAAACAGUCGAUUAUGAAAUCAAGGGUUAUGUUAUUGUUAACCCCGUGGCCUACUGAGGCAGGGGUUACCUGAAAUACAAGAUGCUGGUCUAAGAAAAGGUCUCUCUGUGUGUGACUUUUCUUUACUUAGCUAUUCCUGUGUUGAUCUCUGAAGCUUGCUGCAGAUUUUGUUUUUUUGGGUGUGUGUGUGUGUGUGUUGUAAAAUUCAAUGAAAUGUGAAUUUCAAAUGAUACCUGCAUCUCGGUUCCUGAAUUGUUCUGUGAAGUGCAGUUAGGGUAAUACAAACCAGACCAAAUUUCAAACUCCAACUGAAGUAUCCCCUUGGGUGUGGGAGGAGGUUUAAGGGAAGUCUUUUCCUGGGAAAGAUUGUGUAACAAUUGGCAGCUGGGGACGUUUCUAAAUGAAACUUGGCAGAAUCAGAAAAAGGUCACAAAAAUCAGAUGUAAUCUUUUCUGGAGAAAGAAGAAUUGACAAGAGGUUUGCAUUCCUUAUAUUACCACUGCACCACCUUUGUGGGAGGGCGGGGUAUAAAUACCGGUAAAAUUAUUAUUAUUAUUAUUAUUAUUAUUAUUAUUAUUAUUAUUAUUAUUGAGAUUUUGCAGCCCCAUGACUUCUCCUGAGCAUGUUGGGCGCCUCAUAAAUAAGAAGACGUAGGGGAAAGAAUGUGAGAUGUGAUACAUAAGUAGCAGUCAAGUACAACAUUCCUUGUUUUCCUAGAGUGGACAUGCAAGGGAAUGUUUGGUCCAGUUAGUUGAAAACUUCCUGUUUCCUCCUGACUGGGACUUACUUCCUUUUGCAUGUGACUAGAGGUGGGCGUGACCUUACCUGCCCAGGUAACAAAAGGGCAAGGCACACAGCACACUCUCUUCUUCGCCUCUCUUCUCCAUCUUGCUUUCGUUGUGUAAGCUGCAGUGGCUGCCAGUCUGCAGUCACUGGAAUUACCACCCCACCCACCCAAAAUAUGGGGUAGAUCCACAUGUAUAUACUUUGUAACUAAGUCUGCCUUCAGGGAUCCAACAGUGCACUGAUGUGAGUAAACUUCUUUUAUAUACUUUACACAAGAUUGUGGCGUGCUUAUUCUUUUAAGAGGGAUAUAAGGGGACUUACCAGGAACCUAAUAUUGAGAGGCUUAAACAAGUCUGCAACCAGCUGUCUGCUGUGCAUUAAUUUUUUUUUAAAAAAAUAAAUUCUUUAUUGUUUUAAUAAUUUAAAAUACAAAAACAAGAAUAAAGGAAAAAAGAUACACCCAAAAAAUACAUAAAGAAGAAGAAGAAAAAAUAACAAAAAGCAAAAUACAACCAUAAAAACGCUUCCAAUUAUUUAGUCUGUAAUUUGUGUUUUCAUUAUUUUAUCGCACAGUUGUAACUAUCUACUUGCCGUUUCAUUUCUUAUUAUUUAUACCAGGUUCAGCCUAGAUCUAUUAGGAUUUCAGGUAUACCAUUAUUCGUUAAAUAUUCUUCAAACAUCCUCCAUUCCUUCUGUGUUUUUUGUCUCAUUUGUCCUCUUAUUCUUCCUGUUGUUUUUGCCAACUGUAGGUAUUCUAACAUUAAAGUUUGCUAAUCUGUUAUGCUGGGUAAACUUUUACUUUUCCAAUUUCUAGCCACUAAGACUCUUGCUGCAACUAUCCCAUGUCCUUUUUGUUGUUUUAAUGUCUUCUGGUAUUAUAUUUAAUAAAAAUAUUUCUGGU
Zootoca vivipara (common lizard) is the source of this 2459-nucleotide messenger RNA. Its product is annotated as mucosal pentraxin. Gene Ontology annotation, molecular function: complement component C1q complex binding. Lineage: Eukaryota; Metazoa; Chordata; Lepidosauria; Squamata; Lacertidae. The record is from RefSeq and is a predicted model, not a curated record. Gene Ontology annotation, biological process: innate immune response.